Messenger RNA from Hippopotamus amphibius kiboko, 2561 nucleotides. It is a transcript of the gene ZNF343, whose product is annotated as zinc finger protein 343. Gene Ontology annotation, biological process: negative regulation of transcription by RNA polymerase II. The record is from RefSeq and is a predicted model, not a curated record. Lineage: Eukaryota; Metazoa; Chordata; Mammalia; Artiodactyla; Hippopotamidae. The transcript is spliced from 7 exons. Gene Ontology annotation, molecular function: DNA-binding transcription repressor activity, RNA polymerase II-specific.
AUGCCUUCCGCGGGCGACCCUGAGCGCCGAAGGUCGGGACCCUGGAAGCCUUCACGGAAACUGCCCCAGAGGCUUCUGGGGAGUAGAACGAGAGGACUUGUCGUAGGUUUGCCUUUUCACGAGACUGACUGGCUUCAAGAAAAGGAGGGCAAGUCCAAAAUACUGGUACCAGUCACAUUCAGGGAUGUGGUUGUGAUCUUCACAGAGGCAGAAUGGAAGAGACUGAGUUCUGAGCAGAGGAACCUAUACAGAGAAGUGAUGCUGUAGAAUUACAGAAGUCUACUCUCAUUGGGUCGGUACCGCAGGCAGAAGCUCCUCGAUAUGGCCUAUGGUGCCCGGCUGGCGGCUGGCGGCAGCACGGCAGGCCCGGGGCGGCCGCGGGGGUCGCUGCCCAACCCCAAGUGGCGGUGGCGGCCCCGGGGAGCCCGCGCAUGGCCCUGUAGCCCCAGCGAGAAGCCUGAAAUCAAACUGCGUUACAAACCAGACCUCUUAGUGGAGAAGCCCUAUGUCUGCAGGGAGUGUGGGCGAGGCUUUAAAGGUAAGUCAAACCUCAUCAGACACCAUCGGACACACUCAGUGGAGAAGCCUUAUGUGUGUAGUGAGUGUGGCCGAAGUUUCGGCCAGGUAUCAACCCUUAUUAAUCACCGGAGGAUACAUUCCAGGGAGAAGCCCUAUGUGUGCAAGGAGUGUGGGCGAGGCAUAGUUGGAAGGCCAACCUCAGCAGACACACAUGAACACAUUCAGAAGAGAGGUCUUAUUUGUGCAGGGAGUGUGGACAGAGCUUUAGAAGUAGGUCAUCAGUGGACUCACUCCCAGGAGAAGCCCUAUGUGUGCAGUGCGUAUGGGCAAGGCUUCAUCAAGAAGUCAUCCUUCAUCAUACACAAGAGGACACACUCCGGGGAGAAACCGUACAUGUGCCUGGAGUGUGGUCAAGGCUUCAGUGAUGAGUCAACCCUCAGAAAACACCAGAGGACACCCUCGGGGGAGAAGCCUUACAUUUGUUGGAAGUGUGAGCAAGGCUUUAGUCCGAAGUCAGUCCUCAUCAAACACCAGAUGACACACUCAGGGGAGAAGCAUUAUGUUUGCAGGGAGUGUGGGCGAGGCUUUAGCGACAAGUCAAAUCUCAUCAGACAUCAGAGGACACACUGAAGUGAGAAGCCUUGUGUAUGCAGGGGUCCUGGGCAGGACUUUAGCGAUUACUCAAACCUCAUCUUAUGCCAGAGAGACAUGCGCGGAGUAAUUUGUAUGUGUGUGUGGAGUGUGAGUGAAGCUUCAGAGAUGUGUUGACCCUCAACAGGCACCGAAGCACGUUCAGGGGAGGAACCUUAUGCGUGCAGAGUGUGGGUAGCUGUAAGUCAACCCUCACUACACAAAGAGGGUGCACUUAGGUGGGAAGUGUUGUGUGUGCAGGGACUGGAGAGGCUUUAGCAGUAAGUCAGCAUUUACGAAACAUCCAGUAGCUGCCUUGGGAGAAGUGUCAGGCAUUCAGGGAGUGCUGACAGGCAUUGGAAAAAGAACCCACAGGCGUGCUCCAGACAGCUCACUCAGGGAGGAGCUAUGUGUUCGCAGGGAGUGCGGGCAAGGCUCUUGUGAUCAGUCAGCCUUCUUCACACACCGUAGGGAGAAUCCUUAUGUGGGGAUACUGUGCGGCUGCUCCAGGCACCUGCUGCUGGUGGCUGCAGAGGUGAAUUCCUCACUAGACUUGCUCUCAGCCACAGUGAGCUGCACUUCCCAAGGGGUGCUUCCUGGCCAAAGAUUGAUUGAUAUGGGGAGGCAAAACCCUAGCCCUUGGCUCCGCGGGGCAACUCCACAGGGUCAUCCCAGAUUCCGAGGUCUCCAUCAGACUGAAUGAUCUCAAACACAUUGAUGGUCAGCUUCUUCCUCUGCCCAGUCCUGUCCUCAUUCCCCAGUAAGCCACUCAACUCUCUGUCUCAUUGUCUUUCAGGGAAUCCACCCUAAGAUAUAAGUACAAGGAGUGUGGACAAGGUUUUGGCUAAAAGUCACCCUUCAACCAACCCCAGAGUAUACAGAAUAGAAGCCCCAUGUGUGUGGGGAGAAUGGGUAAGGAUACCUCAGUUUGCACCAGAGAACAGCUUUUUUGGGAGAAGCUUUACAAGGCAGGGAGGGAGACUGAGAAGCUUUAGCAGUAAGUUAUACCUCAUCUUGCAGCCCAGGACACACUCAGGGAGGCCUGUGUGGGUGGGGUUGUGGGCGGAGCCUUAUCCUGACACCCCUCCUCUGCAUCACUACCUCACCCACCUCCGGGCUGGGGGGUGGGGUUCAGAAAUCUUGCCCACCCCCCCAACAUACUCCUUAUGAGAGUGUAGAUGUCAGUAACAACUUAAUAAACAUGUUUUUCCCACUUUUUGUAACCAGGUAGAAUAAAAAGUAGAAGGCUUUAUUUAAGUAAGAAUAAUCAACUUGUUUUAUUUUCAAAUGCCAGUUCUUUCCCAUGUUUUCAUGUCCUUCUGUUCUUUAAAAUCUUCAAUAAGUUCAGGCUGUGUACCUUAGUCACUCAUCUGUUUGGAAAGGAAUUCAAUUUCACAAAUUUCCUGCAUGGA